Molecule: messenger RNA, 3714 nt
Organism: Macrosteles quadrilineatus (aster leafhopper)
Lineage: Eukaryota; Metazoa; Arthropoda; Insecta; Hemiptera; Cicadellidae
Product: adenylate cyclase type 5-like
Exons: 20
Coding region: 41-3652 (1203 amino acids)
Biological process (GO): cAMP biosynthetic process; adenylate cyclase-activating G protein-coupled receptor signaling pathway; adenylate cyclase-inhibiting G protein-coupled receptor signaling pathway
Cellular component (GO): plasma membrane
Molecular function (GO): adenylate cyclase activity
Source: RefSeq, a predicted model, not a curated record
UGUGAAUUUGGUCGGAAUUCUAACUCACUCCUCCGUGGACAUGGCGAAACGUAAGGCAUUUUCAGAGAUUCGCCAAUAUGUUCGGACCAAGAUCACCGUUCAGAAGGAAACUGUUAGGCAGCAAAAUCUAUUGCUUUCGGUACUGCCUGAACAUCUGAUUGAGGAGAUGAAGACAGAUUUGGCUCGUCUUAGUGGUACCAUCAGUAAAAGAAAGAUUUACAUCAAGACUUACGAGCCCGUCAGUAUUUUGUUUGCUGAUAUUGUGGGCUUCACUUCUCUAGCAGACCGAAGUGCUGGAUCGUUCGUGGUGGAACUAUUGAACGACCUAUAUUGCAGUUUUGAUAAGCUGGCUAGGAAGAACAGAUGCAUGCGGAUCAAGCUGUUGGGGGACUGCUACUAUUGUGUCUGUGGUUUGCCCAAGCCUGACAACUUCCACGCGAGCUGCUGCGUCGACAUGGGGCUAGACAUGAUCUACGUCAUGCAUGAGGUGAGGAAGAAGUAUGAUAUUGAUGUGGAUAUCAGGGUUGGUGUACACACUGGAAAGCUACAAUGUGGUGUGUUGGGGCUGAAGAAAUGGCAGUUUGACAUCUGGGGCAGUGACGUAGAGACUGCUAACAACAUGGAGUCUGGAGGUGUACCGGGCAAGGUGCAUAUCUCUGAGGCAACGAAGAACCACUUGCUUGCAACUUCGGACAACUACAUGACACAGCCAGCGUAUGGAUUCACAAGAGAAUCCUCACUGAAGGAAAUCGAGACUUUCUUUGUAAGUCCAUCUUAUGCCGGAAAAGUAAAAGUAGAACAGAAUGUGUCAAGGCAUAAUCAAGAUUACUCCAAUGGCCCAUCCAAAACUUCUGCAGUUGAGGGGAAUGCCAGUCUACCGUUAUUCAACCCGAUAAAAAGACAGAGAGACAUUGAGAGAGAGCUGAUUGCUACUUUGUACAACUCCAUUAACGCUCGUAGCUUUCGCCGACUGAAGAAGACAAAUUGUAAAUCAACAGGUCUGAGGUUCAAGGAUAAACAGAUGGAGAAAAAGUAUAACCAAGAGCCAGAUCGCAUGCUUCAGUCGUAUUUCUUGACAUCUUUGGUGGUAUUCCUCUCAAUUAUGGUUGUCCAGCUUAUUGUUAUGCCAAGAACCUUCAAGCUGCUAGUAUGUUGUGGGCUCGGACUUCUCUGGUUUGUUUUUGUGUGCUGUCUUGUGAUGGCUUGGAAUUACACAAAUAGCAAGUGUAUUCCGAGCUGUGUUGCCACGGCAUCCAGUAAGAUUGACCGGAGCCGCAGUGUAGCCCAGACUUUGGCACUAGUCACUGUCAUCAUCAGCUAUAUAGUCAUAACAAUUCCUAUGGUAUCAGAAGACUCAUACUUUUGCAGAACCCUGCUGGACAUUGAACAAGCAGAAGAAAGAUCUUUGACUCCAAUAAGAUACAUCCAGAAAAACCCAUUGAAUGAAACAUGCGCAGCAAAAACACUUCCUUAUCCUGAGCAUACACUUCUGUACACUAUCCUAAUGAUGAUCAUGACUGGUGCCUUCCAAAUAGUCAUGUUCAGAGUCAAGUUUAUGAUAAUGUUGGGACUUUGUACCGCAUAUACAGUGCUUUUGAUCACCGCUCCUUACUUUAUGGAGUUAGUUGUGGACACUGAAGCUGCUAUCAAGUACUUUCUGAUGAUCAUGGCUCUGACAUCCUUCCUGCUUCUGAUGCUGAUUCAGAGUCAGCAAUCAGAAAUCGUUCACCGACUUGACUUUAUUUGGAAAAUCAACGCUCGAUCUGACUCAGAAAAUAUCCAACAACUCCAGAAAUUCAACACCAAACUGAUAGAAAACAUCUUACCUGCCCAUGUGGCCAAACAUUACUUAAAGAUGGACCGCCUGCAGGAUGAGCAGUAUCACGAGGAGUGUCUAUCCACUUGUAUCUUGUUCGCGUCCAUCACAAGGUUCUCGUUCACCAACAUCGACGGAGAGGACUCAGAACGCAACGUUGCAAUUCUCCAUGACAUCAUAUCUGACAUCGAUGAACUGCUGAAUGAGCCUCUCUUCUCCUCCAUAGAGAAGAUCAAGUCUACCGGAGCUAUUUACAUGGCUGCUUCAGGAUUAUCAUUGACACAAGAGAACGCUAACUCACAUGACCAUAUACUCGCAAUGGCGUACUUCGCACUGACUUUGCUGGAUCAAAUCCAUCAGAUUAACAUCAGACAUGAUACAAGCUUUGGUGUUAAAAUCGGUAUAAGUAUGGGAUCAGUGGUAGCUGGUGUCAUUGGAGCGUCCAUGCCACAAUACGACAUUUGGGGCAACACAGUCAAUGUGGCCAGUCGUAUGUAUUCUACUGGUCUGGAGAAUCAUAUUCAGGUGACAGAAAACUUUGCCGCAGUCGCAGAGAAGAAUGGAUUCACAGUAAGAAAGAGGGGCGAGGUUUUUGUUAAAGGAAAAGGCUCGAUGGUGACAUAUUUUCUUGUUAAUGGCCCUGACAUUGAGGAUGCGAUCCAAAGAGCAAGAGACCUGAGGCGGCCUAGAUCCUCAGUGGGACUUAGGGCGUCCCAGGGAAGUCGAACAAGUUGGAAACAUUCCAGGAGCGAAGGUAGAAGUUCUACAGAAAAUACCACUCGAGGUUCUAAAUUAUCCAAGCUUUUUAAAGGAUUAUAUAGUCCCAAAGGAAGUGUUGAUAGUGGAAAAUUGUCAAAUGCAGCUUCUAGUUCUAUUCUACCAAAUAAUAGUACACGGCUAUCAGAGAUGUCAGACCAUGAAAACACAUCUCAACCGUCUUCAUCAAAAAAUUCUAAUUUUGCCCAUCUUUCAGUAGAUCCCACAACAAAAAGUAAUAAAGAAGUUCAACUAAGAGGAUCAAUCGCUGGUGUUCCCAAAUCGAAAAACAAAAUUUCAAAAGGGGAUGAGGAUGAACCCUUGAAAAUCACUGAUAUUAACAAACCACAAGCAACUGUUUAUAACAAUUCAGCGAAUGAAAACUCGUUAUCACAACAUGAUAAUACAGCACAGAGUUCUAAAACUAAUCACAGAGUAAGUUUUUCGUUAGACAAUGAAAUUCCAAGUUCCCUGACGGACUCUAGAAAUUCUGAAGACGAGGCUAACAAAAGCUUCAAUAACUCACCAAAACGGAAGAUAUCCAAAUUUAGGAAAUCAAAUUCAAAACACCAAACAGGGAACAUUAAUAACAGCAUGGAGGAGAAAAGUUUGGAAUUUUGGAAAAAACAAGAAGCAGCAAGAAAAAGGAUAUUAGAAACUACGAAUAUGAAAAGAGUCAGUUUUUCUGAAGGAAAUGAGAUCGAUAACACACAAAGUUCUUUACAACACUCUGAAAAUAUCCAAGAAUUCCAUCCAGAAAAUGAUACGAGUAGGCAUCCGAGAAGACGAGGGAGUAUUAACCGAGUAAGCUUCUCAAUGGAAGAUGAAGAGAUUCCAAUUUCCCCAAGAGCCUCUGACAACAGGCAGAAUAGUAAAAACUUGUCGAGGCGAAUGAAGUUUUGGAAAAAGAAAGAUUUAGGAACAGGACCUAGAAUUGAACCAGAUCCUCUCCAUACCAAUCAAGAACCACCUUCAGAAAGUACUGAAGAUUCACAAAGUCAAGAGAAUUCAGAUGAGUCGUCUUCCUCUUUCUGUAACUGGAUAUGGUCAUCCCUCACCAAACAUUUUUCGAAUCGCUGACAGUUCAAGUCAAUCCCAAAUAAUUCAGCCAAUUGUUUUUAGACUUUACACAGCUUAGUGAU